Molecule: messenger RNA, 3299 nt
Organism: Clupea harengus (Atlantic herring)
Lineage: Eukaryota; Metazoa; Chordata; Actinopteri; Clupeiformes; Clupeidae
Gene: panx1b
Product: pannexin 1b
Biological process (GO): positive regulation of interleukin-1 production; cell-cell signaling; monoatomic cation transport
Cellular component (GO): plasma membrane
Molecular function (GO): wide pore channel activity
Source: RefSeq, a predicted model, not a curated record
AGUAGUGUUCAAAAGGAUACUAUGCAAGUCGUUUAUCUGAGCAACUGACACUACUCCCUGCCUUACCGGAACUGACCACAGGAUUCCUGCACACCGGUGGCUGUUUUCUGGAACCAUGGCUAUUGCUCACGUCGCAACGGAAUAUGUGUUUUCUGACUUCUUAUUAAAGGAACAGAACGAUUCGAAGUACAAAGGGGUGCGGCUCGACCUGGCGGUGGAUAAACUAGUCACGUUCAUUGCUGUUGGCCUCCCUUUACUGCUAAUAUCUCUCGCUUUUGCUCAAGAGGUGUCCGUCGGAACGCAGAUAAGCUGUUUUGCACCAACCAACUUUUCUUGGCGCCAGGCAGCAUAUGUAGACUCUUAUUGCUGGGCGGCUGUGCAGGAUCAGCAACCAGGUGAAAAUGGGUCCAGCAGCGCCCCUCUGUGGUUGCAUAAGUUCUUUCCCUACAUUCUGUUGCUGCUGGCGAUCCUCAUGUACGUCCCUUCUGUGUUCUGGCGCCUCACGGCCGCACCACACCUCUCCUCCGACCUCAGCUUUAUCAUGGAGGAACUAGAUCGCACCUACAACCGAGCCAUCGGAUUGGCCAAGAACCUGGCCUCCAGCCUAGAAGUGCAGGAGUCUUCAGAGGAUACCUAUGGGGCUCUGGAUCUUACCGAGAGCUGCUUUAAGUACCCGCUGGUGGAGCAGUACCUGAAGACCAAGCGCUUCAGUCGGGGCCUGGUGCUGAAGUACGUGCUGUGCCGGGCGCUGACCUUGCUCACGCUGCUGCUGGCCAGCCUCUACCUGGGCUACUACAUCCGCCUGGCGUCGUCUGCCAGCAGCGACGAGUUCUCCUGCGACAUCCGCUCGGGCGUGCUGCGCCAGCGGGGGAACGACAGCACCCUGCCCGCCGCUGUGCAGUGCAAGCUGGUGGCCGUGGGCGUCUUCCGCCUCCUCAGCUACAUCAACCUGGUCGUCUAUGUGCUGCUGGCACCCGCGGUGGUGUACGCCACCGUGGCACCCAUGCGCCAAGGUGCGCACUUCCUACGGCCCUACGAGAUGCUGCCCGCAUUCGGGUCGUUGGACCUUGCCACGUCCUUCUACGACGACCUCAGCCUCUACCUGCUCUUCCUGGAGGAGAACCUGAGUGAGCUCAAGUCAUAUAAGUGUUUGCAGGUGUUAGAGCUGCUUCGGGAAGGGGGCGGAGAGGCGUUUGACACCAUGUGUCUCCUCAGAUCGCUGGGACAGGUGAAGACAGACGUGGUGGACGGCAAGAGGCCCUCUGUCAGCACACCUCAGUCAGUGAAGCCAGAGGAUGGAAGCGACAUACAAGAGCUCAAAGACGCCUCACCUCUGCUUCAGGAUGGUGGGGAGAAGACAGGCAAGACGUGCGACUGCAACAGAGAAGUGCGUCAGCGGAUUGUCUGAGCUUUCAGAAAAAAAGUACACCUUGUCUUAAUGCAUGGACCCAUCUGUCUUUGGGUGACUUUGUGUAUCAUGUACACAAGAGAGGGAGACUUGUAGAGAAGACCUUGUUUACAGGGUGUUUAGUUAGUCUUAUAAUUUACAGACAGCUGCCACUCAAUGCUGCAGUCAAUAUUUGGAUAGACAGGUACAAACUGAGAGAGAGGGCGAGAGCUUGUGAGUCAAAUGAUGUUAUGUGCACUGAUUAUGUUUACUGUAAUAGUUCUCUGCUAAACUUGAAUUGUACAUCGGGUGUCUGAAGUCCUUAGCAAGUAUGCAUUCCCUUAGAAAACCAAAUUUCUUGUAGUCUGCAAACACAUGUUGCUGAUUGAAUUUUUCAAAAUGUGAACAUGUUUAUGUGAUGAUGAUUACGGCAAUGACAAUGAUGAUGAUUAUUAUCCUAAUAGUUUGCGUGUGUGAGUGUGUUUGAGAGAGAGACAGGCAGAGGGAGAACUCGGGAGGAGAAACUGGGGGAGGGGUAUGAUGUCAUAUGAAUAACAAAAUGUGAAUGCUGUUGAAGCAUAUUUUAAGAUGUGAUGCAAAUUACUAUUUAUGUUUUAGAACUGGCUGUAUGACUUACCUUAGAAGGAGUACAAUGUGUACUUGCUGCAAUACAUUGUUUUAGGGGGGGGGGGGGGGGGGGUUCUGUUGUUUGUCAGGCAUAUCUAUGUUAGUGUUUUGAAACAUGUUUUUAUAUUAAUUAUUAUUUAAACUCAUCCAAACUAGGGGCAAGAACGAUCAAAAUCGUUAAAACUAGAGUUAGAACACUAAAGUUAGAACACUAUAACUAUUGGGCAAACAUCUGUAUCAAAGUAAACCACAAUAAAUAAUCUGGAGAGUCUACAGUCUACAUUCAUUAGGUCUUCUGGACCAGGAGAAGAGAAAGGUAAACUAAUGGCUUUAGAAACAAUCAUUGGCUACAGUUUCUUUAAGGUUAUUGAGGUAAAAAGACACAGGUCUUUCUCUGUAGGGAUCAUUCCAUGUUGUCUGACACAUAUAAUAACAUUUUGAGCCUGUCGGUGGCAUAACUUUGACGCAAAUGGUUGCCGCAGAGGAUUACAUAGUAUAGCCAUUUUGCCGUUGCCGGUUAUUGCGUCCUAACUCAAUACUGGACCGAUUUCGAUCGUUUUUGUCCCUGGUAAAAGAUGGGAAAAUAGGGUUGAGAUUAAAAAUACCGGAGUUCUCCUUUAACUGAAUUGAUCUUUUGUGUCAUAUAAGAGGUCACAGGUGGAGUGUUUCAGCCAGUGUUCUUUUCAAACUCUUUUCACCAUCUCAAAAGUCAUUUCACAGCAAUAUUGAAUGUGGAACCAAAAUGUAAUUGUAAUGUAGCAGUUUAAAGACAUGCUUUGAACCAUCCAACAAUUAAGAACUUAUUUAGCAUGAUAUCUGCACUGUGCAUGUUAGUGAACGUUUUGUCUGAUGCAAAAACACAAAGUAUACAUGUCUGUAACUAAUAAUUUACAUUUACUCACCAAGAAAUGAUCUGGCUAUUUAUCUAAAGGCAGAUGCUUUCAAAGCAUACAUGCAUGUUGUGGGUCAGGAACUACUAACUGUAUGAAGUGACUGCUACACUGCUAAAUGACAAAAAACAUGUCAUUGGUUUGGUGCAAAUCACUGGUCCCUAACUGACAAGGAAAUUAACUCUUUCUAUAGCAAAGCACUGUGUUGUAUUGCCUGUGUCUAACUCCUGUGAAAAGUGUUUGUUGAAUGAGUACAUACUGAAAGGGUGUGGUAGUCGUACAUAGAUCAUGUUUUCAACCUAUGCUCAGGAGAAUCUUUUUUAUUUUAGCUAGCUUUCAGUUUUGUUAUCAGGAUGAACACUCAGAGAAUUACAAAAUAAAUCUUCAAUUCAUAA